Rhagoletis zephyria (snowberry fruit fly) is the source of this 1347-nucleotide messenger RNA. RefSeq names its product 5-hydroxytryptamine receptor 2A-like. Lineage: Eukaryota; Metazoa; Arthropoda; Insecta; Diptera; Tephritidae. The record is from RefSeq and is a predicted model, not a curated record. Gene Ontology annotation, biological process: neuropeptide signaling pathway. Gene Ontology annotation, cellular component: plasma membrane. Gene Ontology annotation, molecular function: neuropeptide receptor activity.
ACAAUUCCAGCGGUGGUGGCGGCGAUAUUUUGCAAAAAUCCGUUUCGACUACUUCAACAAAAGUGCCACAAAGUGUAUUUGGCUUGCGGGUCUUGCCAUGCGUGGGCGCUGCAGAACAACAGAGGGACAUGCAACCGGCACAAACAAUACAGCAACAGCAGUCAUUACUACAUAACAAUAUAACCAGCCGAUUGCACGGCUGCAACAAUAAUGGCCACCACACGGACAAUAGAAGUGCGACAUCUUUGUUUGCCGAUUACCAACAGCAGCCGCCAUCGCAGCAACCGAAUCGCUUUACUACUGCGCGCCAAUUUGCCACAACAACAAAUAAUAGCCAUCAUCAGCUUCAUGUGCAACAACAAGAGCCACAUGUGUUGCAACAAAGGCCACCACCACUGCAAGCACAACAUAAACAGGAAUAUCUGAUGGUGGAUCGACGGAAAUCCAAUUCAUCGCCAAGUCAGCGCUUUAUAGAGUCGGCUUUAAGGAGAUCAAAUGAAACGAAAAACCUCGAAAGCAAAAAGCGAGUAGUUAAAAUGCUUUUCGUGCUGGUGCUGGAGUUUUUCAUCUGCUGGACGCCGCUUUAUGUGAUCAAUACCGUAGCCAUGUUCAUUGGACCGGCCAUUUACGAAUACAUCGACUACACAUCCAUUUGUUUUUUCCAGCUGCUCGCCUAUUCCUCCAGCUGUUGCAAUCCCAUUACAUAUUGCUUCAUGAAUGCCAGCUUUCGACGCGCAUUUCUCGACACUUUCAAAGGACUGCAUUUGCGGAGUAGCAGCAACAACAACAGCAAUAAUGAUGGCGCGAGCAGAACGGGCAUUGAAAGUUGGCGUAUAAGACGGAAUGGCGAUGGUGGUGCCGGUGGUGGCGGUGAUGGCAGUAGACGUAGCACCAAUUUGCCGGCGCUUGUGACAAACGACGCGAUAUCGCUUACUAAUAAUGCAAUCAUGGUACUCAACGACGCAUCAGUGCAGGAGUUUGCAACUCCGCCACAACGCAACUAAAUGCUAUAAACGCACACAUGGGAAUUGGCAAAAGGAGGCACAGUCCAGGGUGUGGAGAGAAGUUUUUUUUUCCGGUACGGCAUUUCGGUGGACUCGCACGGAAAGGGACUGCAUACAAGCAAAAGCAAUAUACUCUUAGCAAGUGUACAUCGCCAGCGUAAUUGGUUGGUCCUUUCAAUUUGGGAUAUCGAAAUUUGAAUUGCGAUGACACUUCACCAAUUUGUUGGGUGGCCAGCAUAUGGCAGCACACGUUUACAAAUGUGGCGUAAAUAUGUAUCUAUAAAAGUAAUUGUAUUUAUAUAGCUAUGUGUAGAUUGUAUAUAAGUGUCAGUAGUUAUUUUUA